This is a messenger RNA of Pongo pygmaeus (Bornean orangutan), 9049 nucleotides long. Its product is annotated as zinc finger protein 620. Bases 2684 to 4477 code for a protein of 597 amino acids. The transcript has 5 exons. Gene Ontology annotation, cellular component: chromatin; PcG protein complex; transcription regulator complex. The record is from RefSeq and is a predicted model, not a curated record. Gene Ontology annotation, biological process: regulation of transcription by RNA polymerase II. NCBI's taxonomy places the organism in Eukaryota, Metazoa, Chordata, Mammalia, Primates, Hominidae. Gene Ontology annotation, molecular function: DNA-binding transcription factor activity, RNA polymerase II-specific; RNA polymerase II cis-regulatory region sequence-specific DNA binding.
UAUAUUGGCUAGGCUGGUCUCAAACUCCUGACCUCAGGUGAUCCACCUGCCUCAGCCUCCCAGAGUACUGGGAUUACAGGUGUUAGCCACCGCGCCCAGCCAAAUAACCACUUUUGUAGACCUUUGCUACUCAAAUUGUCACCUGAAGACCAGCAGCAUUGGCAUCACCUGGGAGAUUUAUCAGAACUACAAGCUCACUGAAUCAAACUCUACUCUUUGACAAUGCUACCAGGUGACUUUGUGGACACACUAAGGUUUGAGAAGCAUUACUCCAGACCCUGCUCCAUGUGUGUGUCUUGGCAUCUAAUGUUGCCAAGAAGAAGUCUGAGGCAGCCUGAUUUUGCUUCCUUUUCAGUCUGGAAAUUUGCAGAACUUUAAAUCUUAAAUUUUUGUAAUUUCACUAGGAUAUGUCUUGUUGCUGGUUUUUCCCCAUUAAAAUUUCCUAGAAUUUAGAGAGCACUUUCAGCCUGCAGAUUCUCCUCCCCGAUGAAUGGCUUUUUCCUUCAAGCUUGUCGUAUCAGGAUUAGAACUAGGGUUAGAUUUAAGGACACAACCCAUUUUAAGAUUAUGUUGUCUUUCUAGUAUGUAUAUAUUUUUUAAAUUGAGGUAUCACUGACAUACAAUAAGCCAUGCAUAAAGUGUAAAAUUUGAUAAGUUUUGCCAUAUUAUUUUUUUUGGUGUGAUGUCUUUCACACCACAGAAUUAUUUUGAGAUUCACCCAUGUUGUUGCAUAUAUAUCAGUAGUUCAUUCCUUGUUAUUACUGAGUAGUAUUCCACUGUAUGGAUAUGCCACAAUUUAACUCAAAUGAUGGCCAUUUGAAUUGUUUCCAGUUUUUGGCUAUUAUAAGUAAAGCUGUUAUGAAAAUUUGUAUGCAAGUCUUUGUAAUGUAAGGACAUAUGUUUUCAUUUCUCUUGGGUAAAUAACAAGAGUGAAAUGGCUAGAUAAUAACGUAGGUGUAUAUUUAAUUUUUAAAGAAUCUUCAAAGUUUUUCCAAAGAGACUGUGCCAUUGUUCAUUUCCAUCAGUAUUGUAUGGGUUCCACUUCUGAUACAUCUUUGCCUACACUUGAUGUUGUCUCUACUUUUAGCUUUUCUAAUAAGUGUGUAAUACUGUUUCAUUGCGGUUUUAAUUUGCAUUUCUCUAAUGACUAACAAUGUUGAGCAUCUUUUCAAAUAUUUAAUUGCUUUCCAUAUAUCUUCUUUGGUGAAGUAUCUGUUCAAAUCUUUUGCCUAUUUUUAAAAAUUGGUUUAUUUUCUUAUGAGUGAGUUUUGAGAGUCCUUUAUAUAUUUUGGAAACAAGUCUUUUAUAAAAUAUUUUCAAUAUUUUCUCCCAGUCUGUGGCUUGUCUUUUCAUUCUCUAAAAGUAUCUUCUGAAAAGCGAAGAUUUAACUUUGAUUAAGUCCAAUUUAUCAUGUUUUUUUCCACUGGCUAAUACUGUUUAGAAUUUGUGGUGUAUAUGUAUGUAUAUUUAUGUGCACCCACAUAUGCAUGUUCAUUCAUGGUAAAUGUUCAUUUUAAUAGGUUUAGUGAAGGAACAGUAUGCACAUGUAUGUCCUUGUCAUGCCAUUGUUUCUGGAAAUCUAAUUAUCUAAAACAAUUGCUGUGCAUAAACUUUAAAGUAAGAAUACUAUAGAUUUUAUAAAAUGAACUGUUUCUGUGACAGUUAAAAUCUCUGUGCUAGGUGGCCCCACAGUGGCUCCCAAUGAUUCUCAUAUCCUGGCGUUCAAACCCUUGUGUAUCUCAUCCCACACUGGAUCAUGACUAAUCUGAGGAGAAUGUAUUGAGGAAAUCAUGGUGCAUGAUUUCCAAAACUAGGUCAUAAAAGCUUUGGCCUUGGCCUCUUGGAUUGCUCACUUUGGGAGAAAGCUACAUGCCAUGUUGUGAAAACCCUCACAUGGGAAGGAACUGAGGCUUCCUGCCAACAACCAGCACCCACUUGACAGCCAUGUGAGUAAACCACCUUGGAGGUGGAUCCUCCAAAUUCAGUCAAGCUUCAGAUGACUUCAGCCCCACAUGACACCUGACUGCAACCUCAGCAGAGACCCUCAACCAGUACCACCCAGCCAAGCUGCUCUUGAAUUCUGGGUCCACAGAAACUGUCAAAGAUAACAAUGUUUAUUGUUUUUAGCCACAAAGUAUUAGAGUAGUUUAUUAUCCAGCAGUAGAUACAUAAUAUACUCUCCAUGGCAGGACUUGUUUUGGAGGUGGUGGAUAAAUCUAAUUCCUGUGGAAGGAAUAACUAAAAUCUGUCUCCAGGCUGGGCCUGGACACACAUCCCAGUACAGGGCAGGAAAGGGCUCUAAGCCAAAUGUUAGUAGCCCUUUCGCUAAACUUCGAAAAUUGUCUUUAAAAAAAAAAAAGCUAUUUCCCUAAAGCACGCCACAUAUUGGAGUCCCAGCAGCACCUAUUUUUUGUCUUCAAAAAACACAAUUGGAAAGCAAAACAAUACAAACUCACGGGCACAUACUAUGUGCCAGGCACAACUGUAAAUAAUUUGCCUAUCAAUUAACUAAUUUAAUGAAUUAACCGUGAACAGCCUCAAGAGGUUGGUACCACCAUCGUAAUACCCAUUUAAUAGACAAGGAAACCGGGGCAAAGAAACUUGCUGCAGGUCACACAACCAGUAAGCGGUGCAGCUGGGUUUCUGGACCUACGUAGUCCAUACACAUUCGGCCUUCUGAGUGAUGGGUCCGACUUUCCCCACACCCACUUUUCCCACUGCAGCGCACCCACACAAUCCUGAUAGCUUUGGCGCAUGUGAAGGGCGCGAUGGUCCCUUCAUUAUCUGGAAGGACACCCAGAGUGGCAAAUGCCAGAUAAGCACGAAUAAUACCCAGGAUAGUAACCAUUCUGUGAGCUGGCCAGACGUCAUGCCCCGAAGGAGCUACCAGGUGUGGGCGCUGCAGGACCCCCGCCUGGGGUCGCCCGCUCGGGCCCGUGUUGUCUCCGGUAGUAAGGACACUGGCGCUGGCGGCUGGGGUAGGAAACCACAGAGACUGGCAACUUCCCAGGUUCCUAGAGAGGAGGGGCAUGGAAAACGCACUUCCGGCGGAGGGUCUCAAGCUUUCCCCAGUGUCGGCGGCAGGUGGAAUUUCCACGCUUUAUCUGCGCCUGCGCCGCGCGGGAUUCGCGGUGGGAGCAGAAGAGGUUCGCGGUCCGGUUUCACUUCUCCGAACCCCGAGGCAGUGUGUGAAGCUGGGACGCCAGCCAUGUUCCAGACCGCUUGGCGCCAGGAACCAGUGACCUUUGAGGAUGUGGCUGUGUACUUCACCCAGAAUGAAUGGGCCAGCCUGGACUCUGUGCAGAGGGCCCUGUACAGGGAAGUGAUGCUGGAGAAUUAUGCAAAUGUGGCUUCCCUGGCAUUUCCAUUCACCACACCUGUUCUGGUCUCCCAGCUGGAGCAAGGGGAACUGCCAUGGGGCCUCGAUCCCUGGGAACCUAUGGGCAGGGAGGCUCUCAGAGGUAUCUGUCCAGGGGAUGAGGCCAGAACUGAGAAGGAAGGAUUAACUCCAAAGGAUCAUGUGUUCAAAGAAACAGAGUCCUUCAGACUGAUGGUGGGGGAGCUGCCAGGGAAUGUUUCCCAGCACCUUGACUUUGGGAGCAGCCUAGAGCAGCCCCAAGGUCAUUGGAUAAUUAAGACAAAGUCAAAGAGGAGACAUUUCACAGAUACCUCAGCCAGGCACCAUGAGGCCUAUGCAGUCAAGAAUGGAGAGAAGUUUGAGAAAUUAGGAAAAAAUAUUAGUGUCAGCACACAACUCACUACAAAUCAGACAAAUCCUAGUGGUCAGAUAUCUUAUGAAUGUGGACAAUGUGGCAGAUAUUUCAUUCGAAUGGCAGACUUCCACCGACAUCAGAAAUGUCACACUGGUGAAAAGUCUUUUGAAUGCAAAGAAUGUGGAAAAGACUUCAGAUAUAACUCAUUACUUAUUCGGCAUCAGAUAAUUCACACUGGAAAGAAACCAUUUAAAUGUAAAGAAUGUGGAAAAGGUUUAAGUUCAGACACAGCCUUGAUUCAGCAUCAGAGAAUCCACACUGGAGAAAAGCCCUAUGAAUGUAAGGAGUGCGGGAAGGCCUUCAGUAGCAGCUCUGUCUUCCUCCAGCACCAGAGGUUCCACACUGGGGAGAAGCUCUAUGAAUGUAACGAAUGUUGGAAAACUUUCAGUUGUAGCUCAAGUUUCACUGUCCAUCAGCGAAUGCACACUGGGGAGAAACCUUAUGAAUGUAAAGAGUGUGGAAAACGAUUAAGCUCCAACACAGCCUUGACUCAGCAUCAGCGAAUUCACACUGGGGAGAAGCCCUUUGAAUGUAAGGAGUGUGGGAAGGCAUUCAAUCAGAAAAUAACCCUGAUUCAGCACCAGCGAGUUCACAGUGGCGAGAAACCUUAUGAGUGUAAAGUGUGUGGUAAAACCUUCAGCUGGUGUGGAAGAUUCAUUCUGCAUCAGAAACUACACACUCAGAAGACACCUGUCCAAGCAUAGGGCUAUCCAUAGUUAGGCCCACUGUGCCUCUCCUUUUUUCUCUUUAUUUUCAUGCUUUUUAUCAGUGUCCUCGCUGUCCUUCCUGGGUAGACACUUGGCUUUCAUCAUGAAAUCUUCCUUAAGUUUUUUGAACCUGUUUCCCCAACAUGAAGUCUCUUCAUGGUUAGAGAAGACCAAAAAACAAACAAACAAACUUAGAAACAAAAGGAAAUGUAAGUUAAAGGAUAUGCUGGGUGCCCAGCAGGAUGGAUUCAGGGGAAACCUACAUUAAGGAAAAUUGCUGUGAAUUAUGAAAACACCAAGUUUGAAUAAGAGGAUCAUGGAUUAAAAAUGAGACCCUAAAAAGUUUCUAGAGAGAGAAAACAAAAGAUCAGAAAUGAAAGUGGGGCCAGGCGCAGUGGCUCGUGCCUGUAAUCGCAGCACUUUGGGAGGCCGAGGCGGGUGGAUCAUGAGGUCAGGAGUUCGAGACCAGCCUGCCCAAUAUGGUGAAACCCUGUCUCUCCUGAAAAAAAAAAAAUACAAAAAUUAGCCAGGCAUGCUGGUGCAUGCCUGUAAUCCCAGCUACUAGAGAGGCUGAGGCAGGAGAAUCACUUGAAUCCCUGAGGCAGAGGUUGCAGUGAGCCGAGAUCACACCACUGCACUCCAGCCUGGGCGACAGAGUGAGACUUUGUCUCAAAAACAAUAAAAAAUGAAAAUGGCAUUAGAUUUUUCAACAGCAACCUUCAAAGUCAGAUGACAAUGUGUAUGCCUUCAGACUUCUCAUGGAAAAUGUUUUCCCCUGCAAUUCUAUACUCCAAAGUAUAAGUAUAGAAUAAACGCAUUUCAGACCCUUUAAAUCUGAAAUCUUUAUCUCCCAUGCAUCCUUUCUCAUAUGUGCAACACUACACAAGGAGUAAACCAGUAAAUAAAAAGACAGAUAUAUGGAUUCCCUAUUGCAGUCCGUAUGUCAGAAGUCUCCUAAAUUCAAAAACGGGCCCUGUCCAUGUGGAGCCAAAUGCAUCUUGGAAGACAUUUCUAGUAGGGUGCAAACUUCCAGAGACUUAUCUCAGGUUCAGUGUCCACCCACCCUACUUAUUCUUCAGUUUGUCUUCACUAGACAGUUGUAGUCUGUGCCUUUGCAAAAGUCAGGAUGUAUAUAGUCUUUGAGUCAGGUGCAAGGCACCAUUUGUCUUAAAUUUAUUCUUAUUGCUGUUUCAAGUGACCUCAAAGCAGGCAGCAUUUUCUUGCAAUUCCAUCUAGUUAUUUUUUAUGAUCAUGGAAGAACCUACCAUUAUUGCUGUUAUCUGUGGAAAUGAGGGAAGAUGUAAAUGUGUUAGGUUUUAGCAUCCCCUCUGGCAGCCAGCUUGAUUUUGCCCAUUGCAGGAAGCAGAGAGUAGUGAUUAAUAAUACAGAGCCAGGCAGACUUUGGUUUGAGCCCACGUGUUUGUCCUUGGUUAAGUUACAAAAACUGCACUAGUUUCCUUAUCUGUAAAAUGAGGAUGACAGUUAAUCUACCUCAUAGGUUUGUGUUGGGGAUUAAAUGCAUUAAUACUUGUAGAAGUGUUUCAAACAGUGACUACAUAUAAUAAAAGUAUUACCUAUUAUUGGCCGGGCGCAGUGGCUCAUGCCUGUAAUCCCAGCACUUUGGGAGGCUGAGGUGGGCAGAUCAUGAGGUCAGGAGAUCAAGACCAUCCUGGCUAACACGCUGAAACCCUGUCUCUACUAAAAGUACAAAAAAUUAGCUGGGCGUGGUGACAUGCGCCUGUAGUCCCAGCUACUUGGGAGGCUGAGGCAGGAGCCCGGGGAGGCAGAGGUUGCAGUGAGCCAAGAUCAUGCCAUUGCACUCCAGCCUGGGCAACAGAUUGAGACUCCAUCUCAAAAAAAAAAAAAAAAUUAUUACCUAUUAUUAUAAUCCUAUUGGUAAGUUUUGACUUAUCAAUAUACUAGUGAAACAAUUAUCACAGUUCAAGAUAAUAAUCAGCCACCACCCCAAAACUUUGCUUGUACCCCUCCAUAAUCCCUUCCUCUUGGCCCUUCACAGGCAACCACUGGUUUGCUUUCUGUCACUUGGAUUAAUUUUCCUUUAUUUUUUGGUCUGGUGUCUUUCACUCAGCAUAAUUACUUUGAGAUUCACCCAUGUUGUUGCAUAUAUAUCAAUAGUUCAUUCCUUUUUAUUGCUGAGUAGUAUUCCACUGUAUGGAUAUGCCAUAAUUUGUUUAUUCAUUGACCUGUUGAUGGCCAUUUGGAUUGUUUUCAGUUUUUGGCUAUUACAAAUAAAGCUGCUAUGAACAUUUGUGUCCACAUCUUUGUAAGAAUAUAUGCUUUCAUUUAUCUUGAUACCAGGAGUGGAAUGGCUAGGUCAUUAGGUAGAUUGGUAUAGAUUAAAUGUUUUAAAUUUUUAUUAGAUUUUUAUUUUUUAGAGGUUGGUGGGGGGCAGUUCUUGCUUUGUUGUUCAGGCUGGACUCAAACUCCUGGGCUCAAGGUAUCCUCCUGCCUCAGUCCCUCUGUCCUACUCUUAGUAGCUGGGACUACAGGUAUGCACCACCAUACCCUAUUUAACUUUUUGAGAAUCUUCAAAACUGUUUUACGAAAGAGAUUGUGCCAUUGUACAUUUCCACUUGCAUUGUAUGACAGUUGUACUUCCAAUACAUCUAUGCCUACACUUGAUGUCAGUUUUUAAAAUUUUAGCUAUUCUAAUUGUUUAAUGCUAUCCCAUUGUGGUUUUAAUUUGCAUUUCUCUAAUGACUAUUGUGCUUAUUUGUGUUCCAUAUAACUUAUUUGAUGAAGUGUCUGCUCAUAUUUUUUGCCCAUGUUUUUAUUGUGUUGUUUUUGUUUUAUUAAUCUUCGAGAGGUCAUUAUUUAUUGUGGAUACAAGUCUUUUUCAGAUAUGUGAUUUUUAAAUAUUUUCUUCUAGCCUGUGGUUUGCCUUUUCAUUCUCACAACAGUGUCAUUUUUUUUUUUUUUUUUUUUUUGAGAUGGGGUCUCACUCUUACCCAGGCUGGAGUGCAGUAGCACCAUCUUGGCUUACUGCAACCUUUGCCUCCCAGGUUCAAGUGAUCCUCCCACCUCAUCCUCCCGAGUAGCUGGGAUUACAGGUGCACAUCAUGACAGUGUCUUUUAAAGAGCAGAAGACAUUAAUAUGCAUGAAAUCCAAUUUAUCAGUUUAUUUUUUAUUUUUAAAUAGAGAUGGGGGUCUCACUAUGUUGCACAGGCUGGUCUUGAACUCCUGGGCUCAAGCGAGCCUCUUGCCUUGACCUCCCAAAGUGCUGGAAUUAUAGGCGUGAGCCACUGUGUCUAGCUUGUUUUUUUUUAAUGGAUCAUGGUUUCAGUGUCAAAUCUAAGACAUCUUUGCUGUACCCACAUUUGCAAAGAUUUUUUUCCUAAAAUUUUCCCUUUAAAAGUUUUAUAGUUUUUUUGUUUGUUUGUUUGUUUUUUUGACAGAGUCUCACUCUGUUACCCAGGCUUGAGUGCAGUGGCAGGAUCUCAAUGAGUGCAGCUUCGGAGGUUGCUCACUGCAACCUCCACCUCCUAAGUUCAAGCGAUUCUCCAGCCUCAGCCUCCUGAGUAGCUGGGAUUACAGGCAUGUGCCACCAUGCCUGGCUAAUUUUUGUAUUUUUAGUAGAGAUGGGGUUUUGCCAUGUUGGCCAGGCUGGUCUCGAAAUCCUGACCUCAAGUGAUCUGUCCACCUUGGCCUCCCAAAGUGCUGGGAUUACAGGUGUGAGCCACCGCACCUGGCCAAACGUUUUAUAGUUUUAGGUUUUACAUUUAAUUCUAUCAUCUAUUGAGUUAAUUUUUGUCUGAGGCAUGGAUCCAAGUUUUUUUCUUUUUCUUCAUAUAAGUAUCCUAUUGUAGCACCAUUUUUUUUUCUUUUUUAAGAGAUGGGUCUCACUAUGUUGCACAAGCUGGAGUGCAGUGCUAUUCACAGGCAUGAUUACAGUGUACUGUACCUUUGAAUUCCUGGUCUCAAGUGAUCCUCCUGCCUCAGCCUCCUGAGUAGCUAGGACUACAAGUCUGUGCCACUAUUGCCUGGCCUGUAACACCAUUUUUUGAAAAAAGUUCCCCCACUGAAUUGCCUUUGUACCACUGUUGUGAAGCAGAAGUCCAUAUAUGUAUGGGUCUAUUUCUAGAUUCUGUUCCAUUGAUCUGUUUGUCUGUCUUGAUGCCAUUAAGGCACUGCCUUUAUUAUUAUAGUUAUCUAAUAAGUGUUGAAAUCUAAUAAGUGUUGAAGUCAUAUUCUUUGUCAAGGUGUUUUGGCCGUUAGAGGUCCUUUGCAUUUCCAUAUGAAUUUUAGAAUCAGUUUUUCAGUUUCUACAAAACACCUCCUGGGAGUUUGAUUGGGAUUGCAUUGAAUAUAAUGAUCAACUUAUGGAGAAUUGACAAAUAUAUAGAGUCUUUUGACCCAUGGACAUGGUAGAUCUCCCCAUUUAUUUAGAUAUUUAUUAAUUUCCUUCAACAAUGUUUUGUAAUUUUUACUGUGCAGAGCUUUCACACUUUUCCUCAGAUGCAUCUAAAAAUUUCAUCUUUUUCAUGCGUAAGUACUUAAUAACUUAUGAUACUUGUAAUAAUAAACAGUAAAUUUCCAGUUUUUGCUGA